AUGGCAGAUACAAAUGAAGAUAUGGAUGUCAUGAAUGAAGAUGAUAUGGUUGAUGAAGAAUUUUUUGAAGCUAUAAAGGGUAUCUUGAUGGCAAUACAAGCAAUUAUCCAUCUGUUGGCUGCUACUAACUUUGACUUGGAAUUCAUUUAUGUGCUCAGUGGGUGGGAAGGUUCAGCUCAUGAUUCAAGAGUACUAAAUGAUGCAUUGAGUAAAUUUUUAUUGGUGGAUGCUGGAUUUGCAAAUAGACGUGGUUUCUUAGCACCUAUUAGAGGCGUCCGCUAUCAUCUCAAAGAGUUCAGUGGUCAGGGUCGCCACCCUGAAAAUGCGCGUGAGUUAUUUAAUCUUCAUCAUGCUUCCUUGAGAAACGUAGUUGAGAGAAUAUUUGGAGUACUUAAAUCCCGUUUCACAAUAUUCAAGACUGCACCUCCAUUCCCAUUUAAGAAACAAGCGGAGCUAGUGUUGGCUUGUGCAGGACUUCACAACUUUCUUCGUAAGGAAUGUCGUUCUGAUUUAUUUCCUGUUGAACCGGAGGAUGAAGAAGAUUCUGAACAUGAAGAAGAUCCGGAAGAUGAAUUCCAAACCCAAGACCAACAAAGAGAGGAAGCUAAUGAUUGGAGAAUGGAGAUAGCUAAUCAUAUGUGGAGAGAUGCAAGACCUGCACCUGAUCCUGAACCCAAUCCUCCACUCGUUGUUGAAGGCAAUAAUGCAGCAGAACAAUCAUGA
Rosa chinensis is the source of this 723-nucleotide messenger RNA. RefSeq lists its product as uncharacterized. NCBI's taxonomy places the organism in Eukaryota, Viridiplantae, Streptophyta, Magnoliopsida, Rosales, Rosaceae. The transcript has 3 exons. The record is from RefSeq and is a predicted model, not a curated record. Bases 1 to 723 code for a protein of 240 amino acids.